UGUAACAUGAGUCGGGAUGAAAACUGCGCGCUGGAUCCGGCUGCCAGUGCAGAUGCUGCUCGCCAAAGACGGAGAGGAGGUGCAUGAUGGAUCCCGUCCCACUGCUGCUCAUCAUUCUCACGUCUUGGCCGCUUUGCUCGGCAGUCUACACCGGGCCCCUCCAACCGGAGAUCUCCAAUGGCACCUUCCAUCACUUCUUUGUCCCGGACGGGGAUUACGAUGAGACUGAGGACCCGGAGGAGUGCCAGAUGCUGUUUAAGUUCUCGGACGUGUAUCCAUGUGGGGCCUCUGAGGAGAGGGACUCCGUGGUGAGGGACGACUUCAUCAUCACCAAGCUGCAGGCGGAGGACGCGGCGCGGCUGCUGGAGGGCAUCGGCCGGACCGUGGCGCACGACCUGGACGGAGAGGACAGCUACGGCAAGUUCCUCCAGAGGGAGAUCUCCCAGAUCGGCGAGGCGUUUUCCAACGUGGACAAGUCUCUGCUGGAGCUGGAAGUGAAGUUUAAACAAAGUCAGGAAACUGAGCUGAGAGAGGAGCAGCAGCUGAACGGGCAUGUAAUGAAGCAAGUGAGUGACAUCCGGGGAGCUCUGAGGGAAACUACAGACAUCUCUCUGGGACUUAAAGAUAAACACGAGCUGCUGUCUCUCAUCAUCCGCAGUCAUGGUACCAGACUGAGCCGCCUGAAGACAGAGUAUCUAAAUAUUGGCUCAUAGUGGGGUUACUGAGAGCUUAGUCUGUGUGUUUGAGUGUGUGUUUUAGUGUGUGAGAGAGACCCUCCAGUUCAACAAACAACUGGAAAUCUAACUGCGGCUUAUGAAUAUCCUGCCCUAGUAUCUUGAAUAUCUCUGACCCUUGGCUGUCCCCAUUCCUUGGACAUGUGUCAUUAAGGGAGCUCUGACAAAAACCUCAAAACCUUCCUCUGAGUCAGGAGGGAAAAAGGAAAUGUGAACAUAAAUUAUGUCUGCACGGAGCCCUCUGUGCCACCUCCAAGGAGUCUUAUUCAGAAGAGAAAAUAGAAGCCCUCCAUGUGGAUUUAUCGGCCUUUGAAUCAAUGUUACAGCUACUUUUUUGUCUGUAUGGUUUAACUUAUGUUGUUUGUACAAUUGUAGGUUAUUAAUAAUCAAAUAAAUACUUUUUAUUCAUCACAUA
Messenger RNA from Epinephelus moara (kelp grouper), 1149 nucleotides. It is a transcript of the gene fibina, whose product is annotated as fin bud initiation factor a. The coding region runs from base 84 to 713 and encodes 209 amino acids. NCBI's taxonomy places the organism in Eukaryota, Metazoa, Chordata, Actinopteri, Perciformes, Serranidae. The record is from RefSeq and is a predicted model, not a curated record. The transcript has a single exon.